This is a messenger RNA of Hyalella azteca, 585 nucleotides long. Its product is annotated as fibroblast growth factor 1. Gene Ontology annotation, molecular function: fibroblast growth factor receptor binding; growth factor activity. The coding region runs from base 1 to 522 and encodes 173 amino acids. The record is from RefSeq and is a predicted model, not a curated record. The transcript is spliced from 5 exons. Gene Ontology annotation, cellular component: cytoplasm. NCBI's taxonomy places the organism in Eukaryota, Metazoa, Arthropoda, Malacostraca, Amphipoda, Hyalellidae. Gene Ontology annotation, biological process: positive regulation of gene expression; cell differentiation; animal organ morphogenesis.
AUGACUGCCAUGUUGGGAUCAUCGGAGUACAUACGAUCAUCGGAGUACAUACGAUCAUCGGAGUACAUACUUGAAUGCCUGCUGGGGGUGUCCCUACGGGAGGCGUUACGGACGCCACAGCUGAGCGUCCGCAAGCAGUUGUUCUGCAUGACGGGCUACAACCUUACCAUACAACCUGACACCCAGAUACGGGGCACUACUGAACACUAUAACCUCUACGCAAUCCUGGAGGUGCGGGCUGUGGGUAAGGGAGAGGUGCAGAUCCGCGGAGUUGAUUCAGGACUUUUCCUCGCCAUGUCCAGGAAAGGCAGACUCUACGGGGAGCCUGACCAGUACAAAGAGAACACCGUGUUCGUAGAGACGCUCUCUGGCGCCUUCUACAACUACCUGUCCCGAAAGUAUGCUCACCACGGAUGGUACGCCGCCAUCAAGAAGAGUGGACGACCCAAGCGCGCCAAGAAGACCGAGUACGGUCAGCGGGCUGUCCAGUUCCUCCCUAGACACCCUUAUCCUUUAGGGUAAAUUUAGGUAGCAUUCAUAUCAUUUAGGGUAAAUUUAGGCAGCAUUCUCGUCCUUUAGGGUAAA